AUGUCUCUUUUUCUUGACUUCCCCUGCUCACUACCGGGCAAGACGAAAGUUACCGCCGUGGCGUGGUGUACAGUUGAGCCAAUUUGUGCUAUUGUAACAGAUGACCAUUGUAUUUCUUUCUACCUCGAAGAGGGCAUUUGUUUGGACGAAUGUAGAAUUCAACGAAAAACAGAUGCUACGGUCGUAGUUUGGCACCCGAAGAUGAAAGCGCUCGCGUCCGGCUGGGAGGAUGGAUGCGUCGCUGUAUGGGGCCUUACGAUGCCGCCGAACAGCAGCGGGCAUGGCCGUGCACCCGUCCGCAUUGCCAUGUGGAACCCACUAGCGACGAGGUUGGUGACCGGCGAUGCUGCGGGCGCUAUUACAGUCUGGAAGGUGCUUCCCAUGAUACAGUAUAGCAUCAUCCAAGCGGAGGGUCUCAUAGGCCGACACACGUGCCAGUCUUUCUGUUCUAAAAGGAUACUCUAUCGGGUCAGGAAUCACUUGCUCCGCGGCCUCCCGCGAAUAGCAUCAAAAGUGUCGAGGCUUGAAUUGGCACAGGCGCGAGCUGAGACCCUAGCUCAAGCUUUUUCACCCGCUUUUUUCAUUGGCACCCGUAGUGGGUCGCUAUAUUAUGCAGAUGAUGUGGGUCAUACUACGGAGGUCCAGGCUCUUGGUGCACGCAUCGAUCAUAUGCUUUUUUUUGAAGCGAAAUCACGCCUGGUCCUACUUACCCGCGCCCUUGUCCUUGUCCAACUCCAAAUUGGUAGCGACGGCAAAGUUAUUCCAGUAAUGAAGAUGAAAGUUGCCGUCGCGGGUGGAGCAGCAGAGCGUGGCAUCAAGCACAUCUGCUGGGCUGGACCUGGCGUCAUUGCCGCUGCAACUGGGGAGGCAUUGAUUCGCUUCUGGAACUUGGCAAAUGAUGAGACUUAUGUGAUCACCCUCACUUCCGCAGGACUUGAUCGCAGCUCGCGGGUUGCCUCUGUGGCAUUCAACCCCCUCCAACGCUACCUUGCUGUUGGGACGCGAGACGGUAGCAUUGCAAUGUGGCGCUUUACGGGAGACUAUCAGGAUGCAAAGUUGGCGAUAGAUUGGGAGGCCAUGCCCCAAUCGACAGCUUGUGGAGGCAUAUCAUCAAUAGAUGUGAUGGCGUGGGGGCCUGGCCAGGGUCUCCUCGCUGCUGCUGCUCCCGAUGGCUCGACCUCGCUUCUUUCAGAGACGGUCCUUCACCGCCUCCUUCGAGCAGACGUCGGCGUUAUUCAACUCUCCACUGAUACUGUCAGGGUCGAGCGGCAGAACGGUGCAAGUGUCCUUCUGACAACGGACCUUUCUAUUCGAGGCCUUGCUGUUGUUGUGUGGAACGGACAGGAAGCUCGAGUCUAUGAAUGGUCAGAUGAAAUGGGCGACGCAAAGCCAAUGGAAACAGCCAGAUUCCCUACUACAGCUCGUGCCAUUGCCCUCCGAGAAGAGACCCUUUUUCGUGCAUCGAACAACCUAGUUGAAUUGUGCAACCUUCAAGGCAUCGUACGUCAAAAAAUUACCUUUUCAGAGGGUGAAGGUUCUCCGACACACCUUGAUGUCAACGGUGACUAUCUCGCUGUUGCAACUGACACUGGAUUAAUCAAGAUAUAUCAAGUGACUAGGCGUGAACCCAAGCAGCUUGGCUCUCCAGGACUUUCUGCAGAAGAAUCUGCUCGCGGCCAUGCCAUUCGCUCUAUCCGAUGUAAUGCAGAUGGGACGCGUGUGUCGAUCCUGGCUGAUCAUGUACGCAGCAGCGAGGUAGACAACGAAGUGUGUAGAACGGGAGAGGGGGCGCUUAGAGAGCUCGAAAAAUUAGUUUGGACAUUAUGCGUGUCUGUUUCAAAGGUGCAUGGUGUUUCAGUUCGAAUCCGUGAGCCUGACUCGCGUCUUCAUAAAUAUUUCCCUCUUUGCUUGCACGAAGGCAAAAUUUCAGGCCCCAACGACAGCGCCGAGACACGAUCCAGCGUGUUGCAACGAAAACUUGCGCGUAAGGUUACAGAAGAAGCGGGACCAAUCAUGGAAGUUACCACGCUCUUUGUCACGGCUGAAUAUGGUAUAUUACUGCAAGACACAUUUCCACUUGAGCCGCCGUUAGAGGCACUGUUGGGGGUUCAAGUUCCCCGCCUGUUUUUCACACGGUGUGGUGGAGCGCCUACACUUGAAGCUGGCGAUGCUGAUGCUGAGGAAGGUAAUGUAAACAAGAAUAUCGGCGAACCAGCUGAUAACGUUGGGUUGUGCGGUCGCGUUAUGCGAGAUUUUGUUGGUCUUGAUGACGCAGAUGCACGAACCCGGUCUGCGCUGCUUGAUUUUUCGUUCUAUCUAACAGUUGGGAAUAUGGAUGAAGCACACCGUGCGGUGCGUCUCAUCAAAUCUCCGUCCGUCUGGGAGAACAUGGCACACAUGUGUGUCAAGACUAAGCGCCUAGAUGUUGCAGAGGUUUGCCUUGGCCAUAUGGGACACGCUCGUGGUGCUGCGGCGGUUCGCGCUACCAAGAAUGAUGUUAUUGAGCUGGAAGCCAGGGUCGCCUCUGUUGCCGUGCAACUCGGGCUCCGAAAUGAUGCUGCGCGGCUCUAUCGCGAAUGUAGGCGCUUUGACCUCUUGAAUGAGCUCUACCAAGCUGCUGGGGAGUGGGAGUUGGCCUUGGAUACUGCAGCUCACUCUGACCGCAUUCAUUUGCGCUCAACGCACCACCGCUAUGCGAGACACUUGGAAGCACUCGGUUCAUAUGAUGGGGCUGCACGACAUUUUGAACUUGCAGAUACCCACCGGCGGGAGGUGCCCCGUGUGCUGGUUGCCCGGGGUGAGCAAGCAGCACUUGAGCAUUACGUCAUGCGCGCAAACGAUGCAGAGCUGCUAAAAUGGUGGGCUGGCUACUGUGAAUCUCUUGGUCAUCUUGAUUCGGCGCAGCACUGCUAUGAGUCGGCUGGCGAUCAUUAUUCGCUAGUUCGGGUGGCUUGUUUCUCCAAUGAAACAAAUCGCGCUGCGGAAAUUGUCCACGAAUCUCGCUCCACCGCUGGUGCAUAUCACCUUGCUCGUCAUUUGGAGGGUCGCGGCGACAUUAACGAGGCUAUUCAGUACUUUGCGAAGUCUGGAUGCUACAAUCACGCAAUCCGCCUCGCACGACAGUAUCAGCUAGAUACAGAUCUUCUUCAAUUCUCCAUCAAAGCACGGCCAAGCCUUCAAGUUGACUGUGCAAAUUAUUUCGAGCAAAAAGGUGAAUUUGAGAAGGCGGUUCAACUGUACCAGAAAGGCGGCGAGCUUGCAAAGGCCCUUGACCUGUGCUUCAAGGUCGGCGGCGCGGGGCGCGCCCAGAUGUUUGAGGUCCUUUCCAAUAUUUCCAAGGAACUUGAUGACACAGCUUCACCAGCUGUGGUGGCACGUUGUGCCGAAUUUUUCGUUGAGCAUGGCCAGUAUGAAAAGGCAGUCAAGCUGUAUAUCACUGGUGGUCGGUAUGCCCAGGCAAUCGCUCUGUGCUCAGAGCGCCACGUCGCAAUCACGGACGAACUCGCCGAGGCGAUGACCCCGCCCAAGCACGAAGAGGCGACGAGCGAAAGCAAUGCAUUUUAUGCACAACGCAAGUCAACCCAACACAUUGCCAAGAGGCUUAGUGCUGAGGAGCGAGUUGAGGUACUGCUUGAGCUAGCACGCGCAUGCAAAAAGCAAAACUCUUUCCAGCUCGCAUGCAAGAAAUUCACUCAGGCUGGAGAUCGACCUCGUGCCCUCAAAUGUCUCUUAAAGAGUGGUGAUACGAAAAAUAUCAUCUACUAUGCAUCUGUGAGCCGGCAUCGCGACAUCUACAUACUUGCAGCAAAUUACCUUCAAUCUCUGGACUGGCAAUCAGGAUCGGAAGCCGCGGCCGAACUCACCAAAAAAAUAGUUGAGUUCUACACCAAGGCGCGUGCCCACGAACCCCUGGCCGCUUUCUAUGAUGCAUACGCACAAAUGGAAAUAGAUGAAUUCCGAGAUUACGAAAAGGCGCUCGGAGCACUCAAGGAGUCCAGGCAACAACUCGAAAAGGCCCGCAAGAUGGUGGACCGUGAGCGCCGAAUCACUGCUUUGGAGUCGCGCAUUUCAAUCGUCUCGGACUUUGUUGAGGCCAGGCGAUAUGAAAAGUCAGACCCUCAGAAGAUGGCUGACGUGUGCACAGCCCUGUUGCAACGACAUGAUGUUGAAUCCGUAAUUCGCCGUGUCUAUACAUGUGUUGAACUCAUCAUCAGAUUUUCAUCUUUCACUUAG
This is a messenger RNA of Aureococcus anophagefferens, 4233 nucleotides long. RefSeq lists its product as hypothetical. The record is from RefSeq and is a predicted model, not a curated record. Gene Ontology annotation, cellular component: intraciliary transport particle A; ciliary basal body; axoneme. Lineage: Eukaryota; Pelagophyceae; Pelagomonadales; Pelagomonadaceae. Bases 1 to 4233 code for a protein of 1410 amino acids. Gene Ontology annotation, biological process: intraciliary retrograde transport. The transcript is spliced from 8 exons. Gene Ontology annotation, molecular function: protein binding.